Molecule: messenger RNA, 2762 nt
Organism: Acanthoscelides obtectus
Lineage: Eukaryota; Metazoa; Arthropoda; Insecta; Coleoptera; Chrysomelidae
Source: the annotation of a GenBank genome assembly
ACAUUUCUCUGCACGGCACUACCAACCGAAUCGAGACGGGGAAAUUUAAACUUCAAGUAGAAAUGUCACAUUGAAUGUAGUCAACUGUUGGUAACCAUGAUUUUUAUGAAUGACAUCACCUAUGACGUGCAUCGGAUUUUAUUUGGUAUCCACUAUAACAUAACACAUUACAGUCAUCUUGUUUAGUUACAUAUCGGCCAUUGUGAAUUUCAUACACAGCUAUUAGAAGUGUACCGAGCAUCACCACCGCACCGGUCACUAUAGAGUUUUUGAGGGAUCCGCCACUUCUGCCAGCCAAGGGGAGAUAAUCCAACAUCCACGAACGACAAGAGGCGACCAGGGCGAAGAAGUCCACUGGCACCCGCCUGGUCAGAAGAAAUAACGCCGCUUGGGCCCGAGGCCAAUAGCAGAACUGGAAGAACCAGGAGAAUGCAGAGAAUUUGGGCGCUUUCCACUAUCGAAACGUCCAAAGGUCAACAUCUAGCUUGGGAAAGCCAAUUUAUCGAGGACGCCAGCCUACAGCUGAAUGUUAGAAGUUCGGGACGGAGCAAGAAUGACGAUUAUUCUUAUUUUCACUCUUUUCCGGAGUUGAAAACUGACCUCCGUUGCCUGCGCUGCGUCCGGGAAAAUCAAUAUCAACUGUUAGCCUCCAUUACCGGCUCCAGAGCACAAGGAAACAUGGAUAGUAAUAUAGAAAAUCGUAAGGAUUUAACUGAGCGGUAUUUUUAGUUUCUCUCCAAACAUGGUUAUAUUCUGUAGGUGUAGAUUUUAAAAUUUUUAUUAAAUUUGCCACCUUCCACAGGUAGGGAGAUCUCCAGGUUGGCGGUUUUCUGACAUUCUGAGGUGCUGUCAAGCGUUGCAUUGUCAAAGCUUAUUGAGCUAAAGUCAUCUGUUAACAUCCGUAUUUUGACAAUGGUCAUGACAAAUCUCGACAACAGUUAUUGUUAAAGCAUUCGUUUUGCAUACAGUCAAGUUUUAUAUAAUUUUUUGAAUGGUAGAAAAUAAUAAAAGGAUAUGUCUCGUUUUUACUUUUUACGCCAUUGGCGAGGAAGUAUUGUAAUCGCGACAGAAUUCGAAAAUGAGCUAUUAUGUUUUUCAAAAACGAAAAACCAUAUCACUAAUUUCCGUCGGUCUGUCUGUCUGCUUGUUUUUGAUAUCUUUAUAGUUUUUGGAAAUCGAUCCAAGGUAUAGGAAUAAAAAUCGCUUAAACUUCGUUUUUUGACGUUUGUGGUAAAAAUUGGACGAUUUGUAAGGGGAUGAGGUAGGGCGUACCGCAUUUUUCUGAUGUUAGUAUAUCAAUUACAUGUCAAUCCCUGUAAAUAUACGUACCCAUUAGACAUAUUUCACAUAUCAUAGAUAUUCCUGUUAAAAACUGGAAACAAUAUAUUCAGAAGACGAAUCGCGUAUCUAUCGGUUGCACUUGUCGUGCGCCACGUUCCAUCUUUGGUAGUGACUUGGCACGUAUCAAAGCAGUCGCUGCAGCUGUCACGGCCCAUCGCAUCGCUCUGUAUCAUAUCGCAUCGCUUCGCUCAGCAUCACAUCGUAUAGAAUCGCUUCGAAUCGAUUUUCAGCUGCACCCGGUAUCUAAACAGCAUUUGCCUAUCAAGGACUUUUAAUUUGUAAGUAUGGAAUGUUUGUGAAUAGUAUGUGAAUCUGUGGAAAGUCAGGUCUACCCCUACUUGACAAAAGGAUCAGGGUCCUGGGUCCACAAUGGGGUUUUGCUGCCCUGAGAAUAACUCAAUUUUUUACAUUUAAAUAUUUUAGAACAUGUAUUUUAAACUUAUGCCAAUAUUUUUUUGUUUUAUUGCUUUAUUUUUGUUAAAAGCCCAUAUUUUGCAAUUCUGGCAUGUUUGUCUUAAAUUCACCAAUUUUCGAAUAUUUGACAUAUCUACAUUUUUAUAUGAGCGCAUGAUCGCAGCACUUCAUAUUUUAUCUGCAAUAAAACACUCUGAGACACGAAAUAUACACUGCUUUUCACAAACCCCCUUCUUAAUUUUUAACGGGUCAAGUUAUAAGCUAAAAUUCGUAGUGGUUAGGUUUAUGAAUGGAUUUUGGCGUUAAAAUGGCAGUGGGAAAUUUCGAGAUAGCCGACCUUUUUCUGUUGGUUUAGUUCCUGAUAAAACUGUCGACGAGCUCCGGAACAGAUUCAAAAAUAUGAGAAAACUAAUGGAAGAAAGAAGAACUAUCGACGGUUUAGACGACUUAAGAUGAACGAGAAGCCCAGAGUGAUAGACGGCAGUUUUUUGAGCGUGGUAUUUGGAGUUGCACUGCUUGUUAUCAUAGCAGCCAAUCGUAACGCCUUUACUCUGCUAUACUCAAAAGAUUCCCUAUGCCACAUGAUGAACUUUAAGUGUCAGCAUGAAAAUGUUUAUUGUUAUUUCCAAUAUUCCUUUUAAUCCUUAAAUGUGGAUAAAGGGCAAAAGAUACAGGAGAAGGUUCCGUAUUCGUGAUGAACAGAGAAAUACAAAUAUUUUCACUUGAGGAAAAAAUGUUACCAGAAGUUUUAAUAUAGAGUUUGUUUUUUUCAUACUGAAGGUACAUUUCUAUUAGAACAAAUCAAAAUACAAAUUCAGCUUGUUGCUGAAAACAAACGAACGAAAACGAAGCAGGGCGUAUGUCGAUGUCUGUAUCAACUUUUCGAUUUGGAAUCAUUCAUAUUAUCACUAUAUAUGUAUUUUAUGUAACUGAUUAUUCUUGUUUCUCAUAAUGACUCCUAGAUACUACUAUACCCCGAUAAUUUUCUACAAUAAAUUAUACACUAG